This is a messenger RNA of Dreissena polymorpha, 908 nucleotides long. RefSeq lists its product as uncharacterized. The transcript has 3 exons. The record is from RefSeq and is a predicted model, not a curated record. Bases 1 to 753 code for a protein of 250 amino acids. NCBI's taxonomy places the organism in Eukaryota, Metazoa, Mollusca, Bivalvia, Myida, Dreissenidae.
AUGUCCUACCACAACUAUGACGAGAUAUUGACAGAGAACAUGGAUCCAAUGCCGCGUUUUCCCGAAAGGCAGUACAGCUCGGAUGAUAUCACGAAGGGCAGAAUUCAGAUCAGCGGAAUAUUACGAAAAAACCAACCCUCUACCAUUUUAAAAACAAGCAAAUUACAAGUGCCAGAUCAUGCGGAAGAAAGAAAAUUCAAAAGCACUCUUCCAAAACCAAAACCUUCAGGAGAAUUGAAUAUCGACCACAAGCAUUCCAAAUGUGCAGUGGACGUGCACAGAGACGUGGCCGAUUGUGACAGUCUGGACAAUGGACUGGUAGAGGCGCUGAACAAUGACCGCUUCAUUCACGUGGGGAGUAAUAGCAUCUAUUACUGCAACGCCACAUUGAACACCAGUCCAAGCGUUGGAAAUAGCAUUAGAAAAAAGGACCUUAGGAGCAGAUGGCAAAAACCGGAUCUAAAUCCACAGAAAGACGCCCAUCACACGUGCCCCGCUGAAAAGAAAAUCAAGAAACACGUGUUCCUUGCUUGUCUUAUCCUUCUAUUGGGCGCCAUGUGCAUGUUAGUCGUAGCAAUCAUCGACGGGUGGAUGAUGCACAACAGCGGAAGAGGCGUCAAUGGGAAAGACACGUUUUUGGGAAAUAGAAGAAAAUUCGACACUUUACUAAAUUCGACAUUUUUACUUGAUAAUUAUAACGAUACCGGUCCAGGUAAUUUCACAGGGAAUGUUUUCGAUAAUACGAAUGACUAGAACGGCGUCAUUGACAAUAAAAGUGAACUCGCUCAAUAAUUCUUAUCCAAACGUUCAGUCCAUGAUGGAUAAGCUAUCGCGUGUAUUUUUCAGUAUGUGUUGAAAUGUGUUUUCGAUGUAAAAUUAAGUUUUUAUUUGAACUUGAUUCAAAGUAA